Messenger RNA from Trypanosoma grayi, 222 nucleotides. RefSeq lists its product as hypothetical. The record is from RefSeq and is a predicted model, not a curated record. The transcript has a single exon. NCBI's taxonomy places the organism in Eukaryota, Euglenozoa, Kinetoplastea, Trypanosomatida, Trypanosomatidae. Bases 1 to 222 code for a protein of 73 amino acids.
AUGUCUAUGCUGACGGUGUGCCGGAAGCCGCGAAUGACGCUGCACUGUACAAUGGUGCCGCGCCUGCUGCAGGCAAAGAGCAGCCGCGCGGAUGGCAUUGCGCGGCUUCCAAGUCUCGACGUCAUUAAUUUGGCGCGGUGCAGAAUGAUCCACGCAUUGUUGUGGUGCAGUGCGUCCUUGGCCAGCCAAGAGUCACGCGGUGCUGGCAAGUUUGCCUGGUAG